AUGAAUAGAAAUUUAAGAAGCAAUCGCGCCAAAAAAGAAUAAAUUUUAAAAAGAGAUUAAAUAAUAUUGUGCAAAGUAGAGACUGAAUAUAAAUUAUACAAAAUAGUUGAAGAUUGGAAUGAAAACGAUCCAGAAAUGAAAGUUUCUGAGAUGAUACCAUUUGAAAAGAAAAAGAAAAAUAAAUAAUAAUAUAAAUGUAAUGGUGAAACAUCAAUAUCAUCUUUAACAUAAUGGUAAAAUAUGAUUUAUAACAAUAGGAUUGAUGUUUAAGGAGUAUCAAUAAUAGAUGAAGAGGAAACAAUAUAUGUUGUUGAUAUGGAGAUAUACAAAUAAAGUCAAAGAAGUUUAGUAAAGAAUAUAAAAUAGUAAGUGAAAUCAUCAUAAAAGUAAUAUGAUGAAGAUGAUGAAUCUAAUGAUCCUCCAAUAAAAAAAAAAAGAAAAUCAACAUAAUAAAAAACAUCAUAAAAAACAUAAGGAGAUACUCAAAUUAGUUAAUAUGAAGAAGAAGAUUAAAGUGAUUAAAGUUCAUCAGCAGAAGCUGAACCAGUUCCAAAGAAAUAAAGAUAAUCAAGAAAAACAGAAGAGAAAGAUAAAAAGAAAGGAAAAAAAAGAAAGAGGAAAAUGAAUGAAAAUCUAAAAAAUCUAAAAAGCGUAAGUACAUAAUUUGAAGGAAGUGAAGAUUAAUUAAUUGAUUAUGAAAGCACAAGAAUGAAUAAUAAGGAAAUCAUUAGAGCAGCAAUAACAGGAAAUUUAACUUUGAUGGAGAAUAUUUUAACAAAUAGAUAAAGAAUAUCAUAAUUAUAUGAUAGAUGGGGACCAGAAUAUGAUAUUUCAAUAUUUGAUAUUCUAUUUAAAAGAUAAGAUAAACAGUUACUUAUAUAUUUCUUAUAAAAUUAACACAAAAGAGUUUAUUUUCAAAGAGAUUUACCUUGUUAAUUAAAAGAAAUAGAUACUGGUUAUAAUAAUAAAUAAGCAUAUGGUGUUAAAUUAAGAAAAGUUGCUUUAGGUAGAGGAAAUAGAGAAGGUAAUAAUGCUUUUGUUUAUGAUUUAAAUUAUACUCAUGAUACUAUUUCUGAAUGUCGAAGAUUAUUGGAGAUUGAAACAAAUUGUGAAAUGUAUGAAUAGUUAUUUAUUUAUCUUAAAUAAUCAAAAUAUGAUCAUUAUUUAAUUGAUAAUGUUGCUUUUGCAGUAAGAUGUGGUAAUAUUAAAUCUGCUAAGUUUUUGAUUAAAUAUUCAUUAACAAAUAAUUUAGAUGGUUAUGGAUUUAAUUAUUUACAUCACGAUGUUUUAGAUGAUAAUUUUAGUACUUACAAAUUAGAUUAAAUUAAAAAGAUUUCAAUUACUAAAAAAACUUAGAAUGAUUAUUUAAUAACUCCAAUUCAUUGUGCAUGUAUAAAUCCCUCAGAAAAUUGGUUAAAAUAUUUAAUGGAAUAAACAAUGGAAUAUAAUAUAUAAGAUGAAAAUGGAAGUAAACCAAUUCAUUAUGCUGCUGUAUCUUAAACAUCAAAUUGCUUAGAAUAUUUAUUAGCUAAUGGAGUUGAUGCAAGAGAAGGAGAUAAAUUUUUAAAUACUCCAUUAAUGUUAGCAUCAAAAUAUGGUCGUUCUCAUAAUGUAAGAUUGUUAACUAAUACAAAUCUAAAAGCAAAGAAUAAAGAAGGAAAUGCUGCAAUUCAUUUAGCAAGUAUUAAUGGACAUGUUGAAUGUGUUAAAAUAUUGAUUGAAAAUGGUUUAUUAAUUAAUUUUGCAGGUAAAAAUAGAUUGACUGCUUUACAUUUAGCUGCUGCUUAUAAUCAUUUAGAAUUACUUGAAUAUUUAUUAGAUGAAGGAGCAAGAAUUAAUGCUAAGGAUAAAUUUGGAAGAACACCUUUAAUUAUGGCUGCUAGAAAUGGUAAUUUAGCUAUUUUAUCUAAAUUACUUUAUUAUGGAGCAGAUUUUAAAAUUAGUGAUUCAUCAAAAAAUAAUGCAAUUCAUCAUGCUGCAGCUUAUGGAUUCUUAGAAUGUGUUUAAACUUUAAUAGAAGCUGGAGCUGAUUAAAAUGAAUUUAAUUCUUGGAAAUUAAAACCUAUGAAUGUAGCUUAAGCUAAAAAUCAUUUUGGAAUAGUUAAGGCAUUAUUGAAAUAUGAAAAUACUGAUGUUAAUUGUAUAGAUGAUGAUGGUUUAACAUUAGUUGCAGGACUUAUUAAAUAAUUUGAUCAUUCAUAAGAAUAAUUUGAAUUUAUUAAGUAUAUAAUCACUGAAAAAAAGGCUAAUAUUAAUAUUUAAGAUAAAUUUGGUAAAACAUGUUUAUAACACGCAUUAACUUGCUCAUUCUCUGAUUUAUUAAUUGAUCUUAUUUAAUUAUUAAUUGAUCAUGGUGCUGAUAUUAAUAGUUAAGAUAAAGAUGGUAGAUCUAGUUUAUUACAUGCUAUUAAUGGAGCAUAAUCAGAAAACCAAAAUAAAUUAGUUAAAUUAUUAAUUAAAAAUGGAGCUAAUAUUAAUUCUUAAGAAAAAGAAAAUGGAUUAACCCCAUUUUCAUUAUUGUUAUAGAAAAAAAAUUAUAAAUUAUGUCUUGAACUUAUAUAAGAAAAUUAAAUAGAUGUUAAUAUUGUUAAUAGAGAAGAUAAAUCAUUUCUACAUAUUUUAAUCGAAAAUCAAUUCUUUUAUGAAGACAUUGCAAUUCAAUUGUUUUAAAUCCUUUUAGAUAAAAUUAAUCCACAAUUAAUAAAUGAACCUGAUAUUCAUGGAUAUGUACCUCUAUUAAAACUCAUAUAAAUUUUUAUGAGUUCUAUUCAUUAAAAAGUUUCAUCAGAAUUUUAAAACAAUAUUUAAAAAGCAAAAGAUGAAAUAUGGUAAGAUAUUCUAAAUGAGUAUAACUAAAAAUUUGGUAAUGAAAAAGAAAAAUAAGAGAUAUAAUUAAAAGGAAAUUUUAAAAAAUUUGAAUAACGAUUAUCAGAAUAAAUUACUUAAGAAUCUUUAAUUAAUACUACAAAUCUAAGUAAUUAAGAGUAAUAGUAAACAUUUAUAUUAAAUGAUUAGAAUGUGUCAUCUUUAGGUGUAAAUCUUUUAUUUUAACAAUAACCAUAACAACAACAGUUAGUAUAAAAUAAUUUAUUUAAUCCUCCUCCUCAAUAAGGCAGUCUAUUUAAUAAUUUAUAGAACUUAAAUUAAGGAUUUCCUCAACCAAAAUCAUUCAAUAUGUUUGGAUAACCACAAGCUUCAUUUAGCAAUUACAUAAAUAAUGCGCCUUCAAUCUAAGGAUUCUAUCCAGUUUAAAACUAAAAUAAUAAUUUUGCAUUUUCAAACUCUAAUAAAACACCUGAAGAAUUAUUUUAAAUUGAUAUUUAGUAAAGGUUAUCUAAUUCAAAUUGUAAAUUUUUUUAAUCUUAUUUUUAUUAUGAUAAGCUCUAAUUGUAAAUUGGUAUAACACCUUAGAAAUAAACUGAAAUAGAAAUGAAAAGAGUUGAAGAUGGAUAUUUUUAUUAAAACUAUAUUUUUAAAUUAUUAAAUCAAUUAAUUCAAAGAGGAGCUGAUAUAAAUUUAUCUGUAAUUAUAAGUAAAUAGUUUAGGAAUCAGAAUUUAAAAUAAACUUAAAACUUUAGUAAUAUUUUUCAUUUAGUAUUUUAAUAAUUCCCAAGUAUUUCUUUUGUAAAAGAAUUAUUGAAGAUUUUUCCUUAUGAAAUGAUAACAAAAAUGGAUGGUUUUGGUACUCCUUUGCAUCAUUUCUUUAAAAACUUUAAUCCUAAUUUAGAAAUAUUGUAUAGAAAUAAUGAAACAUCAAAUUCAUUUUUAGACUACUUAAUAACAUUAGGUUUAGAUUUUAAAGAGAAAAAUUGUAAUGGAGAUACACCAACUUUAUAGAUUGCACUUAAAUAUAAUUAGUCAUGGCAUUUUUUAUUAAAGAAAUUAAUAAGUUUAGGAGGUUAAAUAAAUGAUUGUAAUAAUUUUAAUUAAGUACCUUUACAUUAAUUUGUAGAGAAAACAGAUUUAUAAGUAGUAAAGAUUUAUUUAUCAGAAUUUAAAGUAGAUCCAAAUUAUUAAGAUCAAAAAGGAAGGACAUCACUUCAUUUUGCAAUAAACUUUAGUAAUCCAAAUGCAAAUGCAAGUUUUUAAAUGGAAUAAUAAUUAAUAAAAUUUGGAGCUAAGUGUGAUAUUAAGGAUGUAUAUGGAAGAACUCCAUUAUUUUAUUCAUUUACAAAAUUUAAUGAUCCUCGUUAAACAAAAGAGAUUGAUCCAUUUGAAUCAGUUUCAUCUUUGUUAGCUUUUAAGGAAUGUGAUGUAAAUGUAUUAGAUCGGUAUUAAAGAUCUCCAUUACAUUAUGCAGCCUUAAGAGGAAGUGCAAUUUCAGGUAGAUAUAUGAUAAAAAUGGGAGCAAUUGUCGAUAGUCCAGAUAUUUAUAAUAAUACACCAAUUGCAUAUUCCUUUUUUUAACAUUCUAAUUUUAGUACAAUGUUGAUUGAUAAUAAGGUAGAUGUAAAUAAAGUUAUAAACAUUCUCAGUCUAUAGGAAUUGACCUAAUAGAAAGAAAAGUUUUAUAGAGAAGAAAUUAAUAAUGAUCCAGAGAUUGAUAAAUUAAUGAUUAUUGAAGAUGAAUAUGAAAGGGCUAAAUUAACUGCCGAAUAAAAAUAAUAAUUAGAUUUAAGUGAUGAAUCUGACGAAGAAUAUGAAGAUGAUGAAUAAGAUGAUGAAAUUCAAUCAGAUUAUGAAUCUUUUUAGGAUAAUUAGGAAAAGAAUGUAUUUUAUUCAAGGAAAAGAGAAAAAUAAAAAUUAUAAUAAGCACCUCCUUCUUAAUUUGUUAGAAGUUAAGCAGAUAAGAUUACAUAAAGAGAAAGAUUAAUUUAACAAAAAUUGAGAUAAAAACUAGAUUAAGAUUUAGAUAUUCCAUAACAUUUACAUAAUAAUUUACCAACAGGAUAAUAUAGUUAUUUUUCAUAAGCAAUUAAAUUUGGAUGGUAGGGUGUUGCUUAUUUAUUAAUAAGUGAUGGUUAUGAAUUUGUAAAUGCUAUUCAAGAUUCCAUUAAUGCAAAUUAAUUCUAAUUAGUUUUGACUCUCUUAAUGAAAGUAAAAAAUGAAAAAGAUUUAUCAAAAUUAAAUUCGUAAGGUUAAAAUUUAUUCCAUUUAUUUGCAAUAUAUUCUGCUUCAGUUGCAUCAGAUCUCAAAUAAGAAAUAGUAGAAUAAUUUGAAUUAAAAAACAUAAGUCCUUAUGUUUAAGAUGUUAAUCUAAAAUUACCUUUGCAUUAUGCAAUAUCAAAAAAUAAUAAUUCAUUAGUUGAAUAUUUUCUAUAUAAUAGAAAUUGUGAUCCAAAUAUAAUGGAUGAUUCAGAAAAUAAUGCAUUCACAUUACUCUUACAACGUAGUUACAGUUAAAGUUUUGAUAGAAUGAUUCGAAUUGGAUUGAAAACUGAUGUUAAAUUUAAAAUAUUGAAUACUAAUAAAUACAUUAAACCUUUUAUGUAUUUAGUUGAUCAUUUGAAAAUAUAUGAUGCUUGGACAUUGUAAUAAUAUGUAAAUUAUGGAGUUGAUAUUAAUGAAUAAAAUGAUUAAGGUUAAACAGCAUUAAUUAUUGCAAUUAAAAAUAACAAUCUAGAAUUUGUUAAAUUUUUAAUAAGAUAACCAACAUUCAAUAUUUCAUAAUAAUUAAGAGAUAAAGAUGGUAAAACUCCAAUUCAUCAUGUUGUUUUACCUUUAGAUUUUGGAUCUUAUGAAAAUUUAGAAAUGCUGCAACUUUUAAUGAAAAUAUUUGAUUAUAAUUAAACUGAUAAUAAUGGAUUAACUCCAUUAGAUUAUGCAUUAAUUUUCGAUGCUUAAGUUAUGAAAGAAGAACUCUUAGCUAAUAAUGCUUAUCAUACUAGAAGUUUGAGAUAAUAAAGAAUGGCUACUUCUAUAAUUGCUACAGCAUUAUGGCCAGAUCAUGAAGUUGAUUUUGAAGAAGAUGCAUUAAAAUUCUUAGAAAAGAAAAAUAUUUAAAUUGAAGCUGAAAUUGAUAAUAAAUUAAUUGUAGAUUAAUAAGCUAAAAUUGCAAAAGGAGAUCUAACUGUUUAUGAUGAUCCUGAUUAUGGUCUUUGGUAAUGUUUACUUUCUAAAGUUGAUAUUGUCAAUAGAAACUUUCAUAAAAAUGUAUUUUAUAAGAUGCAAAUAUUGUUUGAUAAAAAUAGAAAUAAUUAUAUUCUUUUUACAAAAUGGGGUCAAAUAGGUGAAGAAGGACAGUUCUAAAUGACUCCAUUUGAAAAUUUAGAAACAACAAUAAAAGAAUAUUGUAAAAUAUUUGCUGCAAAAACAGGUGGUAAUAAUUGGAAAUUAAUCAAAUCUGGAGAAGAAGAAUUCGAUAAAAAACCAGAAAAAUAUUAACUAAUAAAAUGUUAAAAUAAUAAAAGCUAUAAAUCUCUUUUAGAACCUUUCGAUUUAAGUGAUAAAUCACCAUAUCCUUAAUGUAAAUUAGAUCCUAGCAUUUUUUAAGUUGUUGAAUAAUUCUCUUAAGUUAAAUUAUAUUAAUAAGAAUUAUAAAACCAUUAAUUUGAUACAGGAUUUGUGCCUAUUGAAAAACUAGACAAAAAUACUAUUUUAAAAGCUAAAGAAAUCUUAUUAGAACUCAAAGAGAUUGUUUUAGAAGUCAAUUUAUAUCAAAAUUAAUUAGAUGUUGAUUUAAAAAGACUAUCGUAAUAUUAUUCAGAAAUUAAUGAUAAAUCUGCAAGAUAUUAUGAGAUUAUUCCUAAAACUUAAAUGAGACAUAAUCUUUUACCAUUAUUAGAAACUUAAGAAAUAAUAAAUUAAUAAUUGCAAUUAUUAGAAUUAUUAUUAAAUGUUGAAUAAUCUAUUAAAAUAUUACUUGCAGCAAAUUACAAUCUAAAUACUAUUCAUCCAAUAACAUAUUGUUAUAAUGCAUUGAAUAUUAAAAUGCUAACAUUAAGUUAAUAGGAUUUAGAAUUUAAAAUGAUACAAACAUAUAUUUACAGAACUCAAAGUGUACGCAUAGCAAAUAUCUUUGCUAUUGAAAGAAAAGGAGAAGCAUAAAAAUUUGAAAAAUAUAAUUAAGGGUCAAGAAUUCUCUUAUGGCAUGGAUCCAAAAUAUCAAAUUUUCUAAGUUUACUUACUUUAGGAUUAAAAAGUAAUUAAUAUUAAUAAAAUUAGUUGCACCUUCUUGGGCAGUCAAUACAGGAGCAAUGUUUGGAAAAGGAAUAUAUUUUGCAGAUUAAUUUUCAAAGAGCUAUAAUUAUACCUAAGAUUAUACUAUCUAUAAUAAUUAUGGUUAUAAUUCAUAUUAAAGAAAUUAAUAUAAUACCAAUUAGUAUUAAAAAUAUAGAUAUUUAUUAUUGUGUGAAGUAAGUUGUAUGAAUUAAAUUGAAGCAUAUAAUGAUCCAUCUCAAAAUCAUUCACAAUUUUAUUGUAUGAUAUUUAAUUUAUUUAUUAGAACCUGAAUAUACUCUAAAAGCUGUUGGUUCAAAAGGUCCAGAUCCUAUUUCUUAAAUAAAAAUGCCUAAUAGAUGUGUUGUUCCUAUCGGGUAAAUUAUUUCUAACACAAUUCCACCUUAGUUGAAAUAAAAUAAAAAAGUUGAUUUUUACACUCAAAAUACUGAAUACAUCAUUUAUGAUGAAAGUAGAGUUAAAAUGAGAUAUUUAGUGUAAAUUGAAUAAUGAUUUAUAAUUAUUUUUCAUUAUUAUAAAU
This is a messenger RNA of Paramecium sonneborni, 7639 nucleotides long. NCBI's taxonomy places the organism in Eukaryota, Ciliophora, Oligohymenophorea, Peniculida, Parameciidae. The record is from the annotation of a GenBank genome assembly.